CACAAACACAGGAACAAGCUGAGYAAAGACUUGUCCUUCAGUGUAGCUAACAGUGCUCUGGACUUGAUGUUGGGAGUGUUUGUUAAAAAGUUCUCGUAAAGGRGGAUCAUACAGCUGUGGACCAUGGCGGCAAGGAUUCUGCCCUUACUAAAACUAGCCACCAAGGUGACCAUUGCAGGAGGAGCUGUUUAUGUCGCCUGUGACUCAGGACUGCUGGGAAGCAGUGAACAAGGCGCACAGGCCCUGGAGAAGGCUAAAGCAGCUGUACCACCCGCUUUAGCGGAAUGGAUGAAGUAUUUUGGUCUGGAGGCUCAGCUUCCGACCAUGCCCAAGGUUGAGUUCUCUCCUGUUAAAUCGUGGAAUUCUGGAGUCCGGUGGACAAUUUCCAACCUGUCCGAAGCUCCAACAAAGGCAGCUGAAUAUUCAAAUCAGGGAUUGCAGUAUGUAAAGGACCUCAUCAAAUAAACUCGUAAUCUCUGAGAGACCUCACAUUAUCAGUUUGCCUUUCACUUGAGUAAUGACAGUACUUUAAAUGUGGCCCCUCUCUUAAGAAGAUGGUCAGCAUWUAGCAGCUAAAAUCCAGUUAGGCGUGCUCUCUGCUGAAAGAUGUUUUAAUAAAGUGGUKGAAAUGGAAGUAGUACACAAAGCAGAGAAGCGCCAGGAGGUUUAAAUAUCUUGUAUAUUUUGUGUAUACCAAUAAAUUGUCACUAAUUUCCUGUAUYGAGUUGAAUACCAUCCUAUGAUCAGUCCAAAUGUAAGGAGAAUGUUGUAUAUUUGCAAUUCCACUAUUUGCAGUAAGAUCAAUCUUAAAACAUGUUGUCUUUAGUUUGAUUUAUUGAGUAAAGUCUCAUUUACAUGUUUUUUUCAAAGAGAAAUAAAUAUGCAAAACCUU
Messenger RNA from Austrofundulus limnaeus, 892 nucleotides. It is a transcript of the gene micos13, whose product is annotated as mitochondrial contact site and cristae organizing system subunit 13. The transcript has 4 exons. Bases 124 to 465 code for a protein of 113 amino acids. Lineage: Eukaryota; Metazoa; Chordata; Actinopteri; Cyprinodontiformes; Rivulidae. Gene Ontology annotation, cellular component: mitochondrial crista junction; MICOS complex. Gene Ontology annotation, biological process: cristae formation. The record is from RefSeq and is a predicted model, not a curated record.